GUACGUAUGAAAAUAUCUGCUGUCUCUCUAAAAAAUGUAGAAGAUUUCACCGGACCUAGAGAAAGAAGUGAUCUGGGAUUCGUCACAUUUGACAUCACUGCAGAUCUGCAGAGUAUAUUUGACUGGAAUGUUAAACAAUUGUUUCUAUAUUUGUCUGCAGAAUAUUCAACGAAAAACAAUGCUCUAAACCAGGUGGUCCUUUGGGACAAGAUCAUGUUGCGAGGAGAUAACCCAAGGCUAUUCUUAAAAGACAUGAAGUCGAAAUACUUUUUCUUUGAUGAUGGAAAUGGUCUCAAGGGAAACAGGAACGUCACUUUGACUCUCUCUUGGAAUGUUGUACCAAACGCUGGCAUUCUACCUCUUGUAACAGGAUCAGGACAUGUGUCUGUACCCUUCCCAGAUACCUAUGAAACAACGAAAAGUUAUUAAAUUAUAAUACUGAAUCCUAAGCAAGAUAUUUUUAUACUUGUAUAUUGUGAAUAAAUUUUAUUGCGGUUUCUUCUUGCAUCCCAUGCAACCCUUCAGUGAAAGGUACUUAAUUUCCUCAAGUCUAACAGCAUAGGAAAAGGCAAAGAAAGCUCAAGGUUUUUUUUUAAAUAAAACAUUGAAGCUGAAACUUAAGGGAAAGGU
This is a messenger RNA of Antrostomus carolinensis (chuck-will's-widow), 630 nucleotides long. It is a transcript of the gene SPCS3, whose product is annotated as signal peptidase complex subunit 3. The record is from RefSeq and is a predicted model, not a curated record. The transcript is spliced from 5 exons. Gene Ontology annotation, biological process: protein targeting to ER. The annotation marks the transcript as partial. Gene Ontology annotation, cellular component: membrane; signal peptidase complex. Lineage: Eukaryota; Metazoa; Chordata; Aves; Caprimulgiformes; Caprimulgidae.